Messenger RNA from Owenia fusiformis, 2266 nucleotides. NCBI's taxonomy places the organism in Eukaryota, Metazoa, Annelida, Polychaeta, Sabellida, Oweniidae. The record is from the annotation of a GenBank genome assembly.
CAUGUUAAUGCAAUGAUGGACUUCAUGAAGCGUGGAUAUUCAGAGAAUAAUGAUGGCUCUUUUAAUGAAUGUUUUGAUGAGAAUGAUCUGGCCAUGGCUAUUAAAUCCUUAAAUUGUAAUGAAAUCCUGUGCUUAGGGCUGAUGUGGAAAAGUCAGUCCACCCCAGUUGGGAUCGAACCAACGACGCCCCACUUGCCGGGCGAUUGCUCUAAAACUGAGCUAUAGGACCGACUGGCUUUAUCACAUCAACAUUGCAUAUAUAGCAUUGCAGCCAUGUCUUACAUGCCCAUUUCCUGGACCCCGCAUAAGUUACCUGUCUUUCCAGGUUGUCAAUCAUUCUAUUCAUGAUGUCACGUGGACUUUCCCACGGGUCAUUCUCCCUACGGAGAAGUAGUAUGAGUAAAUGAAAACACAGAAUGAAAUCCUGUGCUUAGGGCUGAUGUGGAAAAGUCAGUCCAUCCCAGUUGGGAUCGAACCAACGACGCCCCACUUGCCGGGCGAUUGCUCUAAAACUGAGCUAUAGGACCGACUGGCUUUUCCACAUCAACAUUGCAUAUAUAGCAUUGCAGCCAUGUCUUACAUGCCCAUUUCCUGGACCCCGCAUAAGUUACCUGUCUUUCCAGGUUGUCAAUCAUUCUAUUAAUGAUGUCACGUGGACUUUCCCACGGGUCAUUCUCCCUACGGAGAAGUAGUAUGAGUUAAUGAAAACACAAAAUGAAAUCCUGUGCUAAGGGCUGAUGUGAAAAAGUCAGUCCACCCCAGUGGGGAUCGAACCCACGACAGUCACCAAUUACAUAAUUCUGUCAAAGAAAGAUUUUGGGCUCUCCUGGAUCACCAAAUCUAGCUCAUUAUAUCAUGGCAUCUCAGGGCUGAGAAGAAACGAGAUGUCAUGGUUUAUGAUUUGUUUAAUCUGUCAUCGUAUAUCAAACUGAAAAUUUCACCAUAUUGUUACACAUGUUGCAUUUGUCACAUAUGGAUUGACUGUUCAAUUCUUGAUGUUAAUUGACAAGUGAAAAAAAAUAUCAAUGAAACCCGUGGAUAGACAAAACUUUAUAUGUUAAACAGCAUAGAGUAGUGACACGGUUAAAGCAAAGUCUAGAAAUGUAUCCAAUGUCUCGACAAAAAGCAUUUUUAUCAAUGAUGUUGAUACUAGGCGUUAUAUCAGUCAUCAAUUGGUUCGUAAUUACAAAAAAUAUGGGGAAGUCAAAAUUGAUUUUGCCUCAACUUAAAAUAACAGCUAACAAGUUAACAAGGAUAAAUCGAGUACCAGUUGAUGGAAACGAUACUGUUAAAAUUCAACAAAUAAUUAGCAAUGAUAAAAUUGCUAACGUGAGUAAUAAAAUCGUUGAAAGAGGUUGGGUUUCUGUACGUAAAAUGGGCAGAAUAGGAAAUAAUAUGUUUCAGUUUGCGGCCGUACUUGCAGUGUCAAAACGCAAUAACAUGACACCUGUUUUCCCGAAGGAAAUCCUCGAUGGGAUAUUUAACAUUGACCGAUCUGGGAUUAUAUUAGAUCGGGAAAUGAAAAAUUCUCUUCCGACAAUUUCAGUGUCUGAGAUGAGAUAUCGCAAUUAUGAUAAAAAAAUCUGGAACAAUUUUACAGAAAAUACCAACAUUAUAAUCUGUUGUUAUAUGCAGUCGUGGAAAUACCAUGUUGAAAUCCAAGAAGAGCUAAAGCGGCACUUUCGAUUUAAAUCAUCAAUUGAUAAUAUAGCUACAAAGUUUAUUGAUAGCGUCUACAGAGACAUUGGAACAAGACCUAAGAAUAAGCAACCCGCAUUGGUUGGAAUACAUGUACGGAGGACUGAUAUGGCAACAAAGCAAAAACGUAAACCACAAUUUGGAUUUGUUGUUGCGCCGAAACAAUAUUUUGAGAAUGCGAUAAAACAUUUCAGAAGCAAAUAUAAGCAGGUUCACUUCGUAGUAUGCUCUGAUGAUAUAAAAUGGGCACAAGAUAAUAUUCGAUCAACAAAUAUGACGUUUUACACAGCUAGUGAAUCACCUGGAGUGGAUCUCGCAAUAUUGUCACACUGUGAUCAUAUCAUUAUGUCAGUCGGAACAUUCUCAUGGUGGGCCGCGUGGUUAUCUGGUGGAGAAGUUGUCUAUUACGCUGGAUACCCCAGGCCUAAAAGUAAAAUUGGACGAAACUUUGUUGCUAGUGACUACUACUUCCCACAUUGGAAGCCAAUGUUUUGAAUUUUUUAUCCCAUACUGCAUCAUUUUAAUUAGCGAUUGGCAAUUGAAGGGAUAUAUAUAUUGUAAUAUCUUG